GGCCCGCCCACUCAAAUAUUCAGAGCAAUGUUGCUACAGUAGCAGCCUAUGCCCCUGAUACCUGAUGCUGCAGUGUUACGGAUCACCGUGUCUAUUAUCUUGAUAGAAAAACAAGUCAGUGGCUGAUAUCAGUUGACUCGAUGAGCGUAAUAUUUUGGUUAUAGUAGGCUGUAUCUUGAAACGUGCACACUGUCAUUCAAAGUGCGAAGAGCAAUGGUCGGGAUCACGGGCGCUUUGCAAUACAGUGGUGAGAAGAAGACCCCUGCCAUGCCCGGCUCUCCUGUGGAUGUCAAGACUCAUUCCAGACCAGUCCCCAGACCAGUCCCCAGACCAGUCCCCGGCAGCAGCAGCGCCACCAUGCCGCCCCUGCCCUCCGUGAACCCCAGCGGACCCCGGCCAGCCUCCUUCUCCUCCACCACUCUGACCAAUGGAAUCCACCACUCCCCGCCCACCCUAAAUGCUGUGCCCUCGCCGCCCCAGCGCUACAGCAAUGGGCCUAGCUCCUCAUCUUCCUCCUCGCUGGCCAAUCAGCAGCUCCCGGCCACAUGUGGCGCCCGACAGCUCAGCAAGCUCAAACGCUUCCUGACGACGCUGCAGCAGUUCGGCAACGACAUCUCGCCCGAGAUCGGAGAGAGUGUCCGCAACCUGGUGCUGGCCCUCGUGAAUUCAACAGUCACCAUCGAGGAGUUCCACUCAAGGCUCCAGGAGGCCACCAACUUUCCCCUGAGGCCCUUCGUCAUUCCCUUCCUCAAGGCCAACCUGCCCCUGCUGCAGAGGGAGUUGCUCCACUGUGCGCGUGCGGCCAAGCAGACCCCAGCCCAGUACCUAUCCCAACACGAGCACCUCCUACUCAGCACUACUCUGGCCUCGCCCCCCGACUCCUCGGAACUGCUACUGGAGCCCAGCGAGAGAGAGAGAAACCCGACAGUUAAGAGACACAGUCCUAACAGGGGAAAAGAGAACGGCUUCCACGAGCGCCCCCCCCCCCUGGAGCCCCCAGCUAAGCGCAUCUGCACCAUCAGCCCGGCGCCCCGCCAUAGCCCGGCCAACCCCCUGCCCCUCAGCGCUCAGCUGCACCCCACGCCGCCCCCUCUGCAGCACUACGCCCUUGAGGACAUCAGCGCCCCCCAUCUGCUGCACCGGGAGAGCAGCCACCGGAUACUGGAGCUCCGCGAGCUCAAGGACAGGCCUAGACUACCUGGCACUAACGGGGGCUACCGCGAGGAGCCCGUGGACCACAGGCUGACAGACAGAGAGUGGGCCGAUGAGUGGAGGCAUCUGGAUCAUGUGUUGAACUGCAUUGUGGAGAUGGUGGAGAAGACGCGUCGGUCGGUGGCUGUGCUGCGGCGCUGUCAGGAGUCGGACCGCGAGGAGCUCAACUACUGGCGGCGGCGCUCCAGCGAGCAGGAAGACCCCCGCAAGGGAGGGGCCGCCACCGUGCCCACCCCCUUCUCCAAGAACCACAGCCCCCACACAGCAGCCAUUCCCGCCCCCUUCUCCAAGACCCACAGCCCCCACACAGCAGCCAUUCCCGCCCCCUUCUCCAAGACCCACAGCCCCCACACAACCGAGGGACUCAGCAGUGAAUCCCAGAGAGACUUUGCGCCGCGACCAGGCUCAGGCUAUGUGCCUGAUGAGAUCUGGAGAAAAGCUGAGGAGGCGGUGAACGAGGUGAAGCGUCAGGCCAUGGACGAGGUCCAGAAAGCAGUGGCCGAGGCAGAGCACAAGGCCUUUGAGAUGAUCACGUCCGAGCGGGCCAAGAUGGAGAAGACACUGUCCGAGGCCAAGAGGAAGGCCACGGAGGACGCCAUCCAGGUCAUCAAUGAGCAGGAGGACUCAAGCGAGUGUUGCUGGAACUGUGGUCGCAAGGCCAGCGAGACGUGCAGCGGCUGCAAUGCGGCGCGCUACUGCGGCUCCUUCUGCCAGCACAAGGACUGGGAGCGCCACCACCUCAUCUGCAGCCCCGGCCUGCAGACCCAGCCCAAGCCCGUGUCCGCCAUCACAGCUGCCAGGGCCGCUGUUACCGCAGGAGCCAAGGCCCCCGAGAGCGUCCCAACCACUGCCAGCCCCGGGGGGGAGAAGGGGUCGGUCGCCUCUCCUUCCUCCACCCCAUCCACUCCCACAUUAAUGCUAGAGACCAACGGGCACUAAAAGCCAGGACUAGGAUCAGUGAUACUGGUCCUCAAGAUGGCCUCCCUUCCCAUUUUCCUUCCAUUCUGUUGUUCCUGACUGUUCAAAUGGACACCAGGACCUUAUGCCCCAAAAUGGCUUCCUUUCUUUGUUUCCCUUUCCUCUUGAACUGCUGAUGGUGCAAGGUGCUGGUUUCCAUUGUUCCAUCAUUUGGCUGUCACCCGUUGGGUAUCUUUAGGUUAGCGUUUGUCUCUUCAGGUUCUAAAGGUAUCUUGAGGUUAGCGUUUGUAUCUUCAGGUUCUAAAGGUAUCUAGGUUAGCAAUUGGCUAUUUAGGUUCUAAAGGUAUCUUUAGGUUACCGUUUGUCUCUUCAGGUUCUAAAGGUAUCUAGGUUAGCAGUUGGCUAUUUAGGUUCUAAAGGUAUCUUGAGGUUAGCGUUUGUCUCUUCAGGUUCUAAAGGUAUCUAGGUUAGCAGUUGGCUAUUUAGGUUCUAAAGGUAUCUUUAAGUUAGCGGUUGCGAGGGAGAGGAGACAAGGGAAGAAAGCUGUUUUUAAGACAUAACCCUCAGCUCUGGACACCAACCUUAAUUUAGCCAAGGAAGUGACAUCAUGGACAGGAAGUGAUGUCACAGACAUUGAGUGAGCAGAGGAGGAAAUGAGGUCACUGAUGUCACCAGUCAUGUUACACAGAAAGAGGACAGAUUGCUUUGGUGAUGGUGGGCAGAAGACAGACUCAUCUGCUUUGGGACUUGGAGGAUCCAUCUUCAACAGUUGGAAAAACAGAUAAUCUACCUGACAGAUGGACACUUGUUUCGCUUCAUCCAAAAUCUCAAUCCCCAGUAGAGUUGAGACAACUGAGGACGGACUUCAAUCCCCAGAUUUUUUUUAAGGGGACAGUGGGGGGGGUUAUGAGUUUUGGAAUGGUCUUUUAUACCCACGAGGGUGAGUGAUGAUCGAAGUACUCACUGCAUAUUUCCUAGUUUUAUAAAGC
Oncorhynchus tshawytscha (Chinook salmon) is the source of this 3119-nucleotide messenger RNA. RefSeq names its product protein CBFA2T2. The record is from RefSeq and is a predicted model, not a curated record. Gene Ontology annotation, biological process: DNA-templated transcription; negative regulation of DNA-templated transcription. Gene Ontology annotation, cellular component: nucleus. Lineage: Eukaryota; Metazoa; Chordata; Actinopteri; Salmoniformes; Salmonidae. Gene Ontology annotation, molecular function: transcription corepressor activity.